UCCACUCCCUUUCUUGUUCUGUUGAGAGCAGUAGCAUAAAUUUGUUAGAAAUAGUCUUCCCCCUCUUUAUUUCUUUCCUUGGACUAUCUGAACCUGUAGAGGAUUUCACAGCAAUGUUGGACUGCAGUGACUAUGUUCUAGACUCAAGAAUGAACAAUCCGUCAGAAACCAGUAAACCACCAAUGGAGAGUGGGGAUGGGAACACAGGCACACAGACAAAUGGCCUGGACUUUCAGAAGCAGCCUGUGCCCGUUGGAGGGGCAAUCUCUACAGCCCAGGCUCAGGCCUUCCUUGGACACCUUCAUCAGGUCCAGCUUGCUGGAACAAGUUUACAGGCUGCUGCUCAGUCCUUAAAUGUACAGUCUAAAUCUAAUGAAGAAUCUGGGGACACCCAGCAGCCAAGCCAGCCUUCCCAGCAGCCUUCAGUGCAGGCGGCCAUACCCCAGACCCAGCUCAUGCUGGCCGGAGGACAGAUCACUGGGCUCACGUUGACGCCAGCCCAGCAGCAGUUAUUAUUACAACAGGCACAGGCACAGUUGCUGGCGGCUGCAGUGCAGCAUUCAGCCAGUCAGCAGCACAGCGCUGCAGGUGCCACCAUCUCGGCCUCCGCUGCGACGCCGAUGACGCAGAUUCCUCUUUCUCAGCCAAUACAGAUUGCACAGGAUUUGCAGCACCUGCAGCAGCUCCAACAGCAGAAUCUCAACCUGCAACAGUUUGUGUUGGUGCAUCCAACAACCAACUUACAGCCAGCACAGUUUAUCAUCUCACAAACGCCGCAGGGGCAGCAGGGUCUCCUGCAAGCGCAGAAUCUCUUAACGCAACUACCUCAGCAAAGCCAAGCCAACCUCCUGCAGUCUCAGCCAAGCAUCACCCUCACCUCACAGCCAGCAACCCCAACACGCACAAUAGCAGCAACACCCAUUCAGCCACUUCCACAGAGCCAAUCAACACCAAAGCGAAUUGACACUCCCAGCUUGGAGGAGCCCAGUGACCUUGAGGAGCUUGAGCAGUUUGCCAAGACUUUCAAACAAAGACGGAUCAAACUUGGAUUCACUCAGGGUGAUGUUGGGCUCGCUAUGGGCAAACUCUAUGGAAAUGACUUCAGCCAAACUACCAUCUCUCGCUUUGAAGCCUUGAACCUCAGCUUUAAAAACAUGUGCAAGUUAAAGCCACUUCUGGAAAAGUGGCUCAAUGAUGCAGAAAAUCUCUCAUCUGAUUCAGCUCUCUCCAGCCCAAGUGCCCUGAAUUCCCCGGGGCUGGGGAUUGAGGGCUUGAACCGUAGGAGGAAGAAACGCACCAGCAUAGAGACCAACAUACGUGUGGCCUUAGAGAAGAGUUUUCUGGAGAACCAAAAGCCUACCUCGGAGGAGAUUACCCUGAUAGCUGACCAGCUGAACAUGGAGAAGGAGGUGAUCCGCGUUUGGUUCUGUAACCGGCGCCAGAAGGAGAAAAGGAUCAACCCACCCAGUAGUGGUGGAACCAGCAGCUCUCCCAUCAAAGCAAUUUUCCCUUGCCCAACCUCACUGGUGGCAACCACGCCAAGCCUUGUGACAAGCAGUGCAGCUACUACUCUGACUGUCAACCCUGUGCUCCCUCUAACUAGUGCUACUGUCACUAGUCUGUCAGUCACAGGCACAACAGAAACCACCUCCAACAACACAGCAACCGUGAUCUCUACAGCACCUCCAGCUUCCUCAGCAGUGACUUCACCCUCUCUGAGUCCUUCCCCUUCUGCCUCAGCCUCCACUUCCAAGGCAUCCAGUGCCAGUGAGACCAGCACAACACAGACAACCUCUACUCCCUUGUCCUCCCCUCUUGGGACCAGCCAGGUGAUGGUGACGGCAUCAGGGUUGCAAACAGCGGCAGCAGCUGCACUACAAGGUGCUGCACAGUUGCCUGCAAAUGCAAGUCUCGCUGCCAUGGCUGCUGCAGCAGGACUAAACCCAGGCUUGAUGGCACCCUCACAGUUUGCAGCUGGAGGUGCCUUACUCAGUCUCAAUCCAGGGACGCUAGGCGGUGCUCUCAGCCCAGCUCUGAUGAGCAACAGUACACUGGCAACUAUUCAAGCUCUUGCAUCUGGUGGUUCUCUUCCAAUAACAUCACUGGAUGCAACUGGGAACUUAGUGUUUGCCAAUGCUGGAGGUACUCCUAACAUCGUCACUGCCCCAUUGUUCCUGAACCCUCAGAACCUUUCUUUGCUCACCAGCAACCCAGUUAGCUUGGUCUCUGCAGCUGCCGCCUCCGCAGGGGCCUCUGGACCAGUCGCCAGCCUUCAUGCCACCUCCACCUCAGCUGAGUCCAUCCAGAACUCUCUCUUCACAGUGGCCUCUGCCAGUGGGGCCACUUCCACCACCACUACUGCCUCCAAGGCACAGUGAGCCGGGCUGAGCUGUGCUACCACCAGCCUGUUUCACUCUGCAGUGGGAUUGGCUGCCAGCUGGGUUUAUAAACUGAAAAAUAUGAUCGGCUUCCUCUCACCAUGUUGCUGGGGACAAGGGAGAGAGACGGAAAAUAUAAAAACAAAACAGGAAGGAUUUAAAGCUGGGACAGACAUUUGCCUAAUUUUAUAAUAAACACUGUCUUUUCAGGAUCACUUCAUGGAUCGGAGAGCUUUCUAACCAAAAAUGUAAAAAAACAAAAAA
This is a messenger RNA of Chelonoidis abingdonii (Abingdon island giant tortoise), 2642 nucleotides long. It is a transcript of the gene POU2F1, whose product is annotated as POU class 2 homeobox 1. Gene Ontology annotation, molecular function: DNA-binding transcription factor activity, RNA polymerase II-specific; RNA polymerase II cis-regulatory region sequence-specific DNA binding. Gene Ontology annotation, biological process: regulation of transcription by RNA polymerase II. Gene Ontology annotation, cellular component: nucleus. The record is from RefSeq and is a predicted model, not a curated record. NCBI's taxonomy places the organism in Eukaryota, Metazoa, Chordata, Testudines, Testudinidae.